AUGUCCCUGCAGGAGCAGCACGCUGAGCAGCCUUCUCACCAGACUCAGGGCACCAGCACUGCGAACGCGGCACCCACUCGUUGCCAACCUUGCCAAGAGGCUAGGAGGAAACCGAAUUAUGGCCACCGAGUUGCUGCCCUUUUCGAGCCUCUGUACUGCACAGAGUGCUAUGCCGACCACCCCGCCAUCUUUUUCUCCGAGUCUCAACGCAAGGCAUCCGACUCUGUUCGUAUUUGUAUCGGCUUUGAAGGCUACUGCACUGUUUGCCCCCAUCUGAAGUUCUCUCUUCAAGAUUCGCGAAACUGGGUUGAAGACCCUCGGAUCAAGCAGAAUGGAUGCCUUACUAUGACAUGCCGGGAGACGUCAUGCAAAUUUGAUCAGGUGGCGAUUAAACACGAUCGUAUAAUGAAGGGCGGCGGUUAUUCUAUUCAAUGGUCUUCACCUCUAGACAUAGACAGUACUGACAUUCGCACCCGUCGGGAUGGCUGCUUAGCCAAGCUUAAGGACUUGCACACCUUUUUCCCUGGAGCAUUCUGCCCUCAUCUACAGACCACUCCCGAUCGACUCACCCGCUUAAAGUCAUUUACAUUAGGCGACCCUUGCCAUCGGCCCGCGCAACAGAAAAUGACGUGCCGCAUUUGCUAUACCGAUAUCCUCUGCGACCCGCUGGCUAAGGACUCCGAUCCACCACCCACCAAUCCGUUCUCCAGCAAACAUUGCUCGAUCGAAAGAACUUGCUGGUGGAGUCUCGAAAAAGGCGGUGCCAUACAGCAGGCAUGGACUAGCAAGCUCAACCCAGACAGCUAUGGGCAUUUCGUCGACCAAGAUACUAAACACAUCACCUGGUGCGACGAUCGCCGAUGCACCACAACUUUCGAGCUCAUUCAAUACGCAAGUCUCUUACAUUUGGGAACGAAUCAGCUAGAUAGGGUGAGAGAGGCUCUUGAGCGGGAUCCGCCUUACGGGGUUUACCUUAUGGACCAUAAAACCAAUGGGGAGAUCCACCUAAGUCUGGGGAUUUGA
Messenger RNA from Ilyonectria robusta, 1023 nucleotides. RefSeq lists its product as uncharacterized. The record is from RefSeq and is a predicted model, not a curated record. The transcript has a single exon. Bases 1 to 1023 code for a protein of 340 amino acids. NCBI's taxonomy places the organism in Eukaryota, Fungi, Ascomycota, Sordariomycetes, Hypocreales, Nectriaceae.